AUGGUUCCAGAACUGAGACUUCUGGCCCCUCCCCUGGGACCACUUUGCCAUGGGAGACCCUACCAGGAGCACCAGCCUCCAGACAACACAGUGCUCAGGUUCAUAGAGAUACCCAAACCUCUCCACCACAACAAGGUGAUUGUUCCCGGAACAAGGGAGGUUCCCUUAGACAGAGCAGAGAACCGUGAACGCCUAGAGAAGCUGCAGGCUCAGCUGAGGUGGAGCGGGUUCUCUGGGAUUCAGCAGCUUUUGUUGAAGGGCUUCACCUCCCAGGCCACUUCUGACCUCACCUUACAGCUCUUCUGCCAGCUCACGCCUGUCUCCCGCGUGCCUGUUGUUGACAGCUCACAGUCUAUAGGUUUCCCUCUGAAUGUGCUGUGUCUGCUGCCACAUCUGGUGCAACACUUUGGUCACCCAACUCAGUUUUGUAAGGAGAGCGCAGAAAGGAUCGCACAGGUGUGUUUGGAGGAGAAGCACACAAAGCUGUCUCAUUUGGCCCAUGUGAUGACUCUCUAUAAGACACGUUCCUACACACGGGACCCUUUCUCCUGGGUCAGUGUGGUUUGCCGCUACCUCCAUGAGGCUUUCUCCGACAUCACUCUCAACAUGGUCACUUAUAUGGCUGAGCUGCUGGAUAAAGGCCUCCCCAGUAUGCAGCAGUCUCUCCUCCAGAUCAUCUACUGUCUGCUCAGUCACAUGGACCUGACUGCUGUACAAGUCAAACAGUUCAACGCUGAUGUCACAAAGACCAUUGAGAAGUUUGUCCAGACAGUCCACUGGAAGGAUGCCUUAAACAUCUUGAAACUGGUGGUAUCACGCUCUGCCAGCCUAGUUCAUCCAGUGUACGGCCACACACAGGGUGAUCUGUCCAAUCUAGAGGUCAGCAGGGUGUGGGACGGUUCAGCCAAGGCUCUGCCUGGAAAAACACUGGACUUCACCUUUGACAUCUCUGAGACUCCAGUGAUUGGGCGUCGGUUCGACGAGCUCCAGGGUUCAGGGGGUAGAGAAGGAAAAGCCAGAGCCAUGGCCGUAACCCGGAGUACCUCCUCCACCUCCUCUGGAUCCAACUCCAACACCAUCCUGGUGCCCGUCAGCUGGAGGCGACCACAAUUGUCUCAGAAACGAACCAGAGAGAAGCUGGUGAACGUUUUGUCUCUUUGUGGACAAGAGGUUGGACUCACCAAGAACCCAUCUGUGAUCUUCUCAUCGUGUGGCGACUUGGACAUGAUGGAGGUGCGGGAGAGUGGUGUGUCAUCAGAGGAGGGCGGAACCAGAGAGGACACACUAGACGACACCGCCAGUGAGCAGCAGUUCAGGGUUUUCCGAGACUUUGACUUCCUGGACGUGGAGCUGGAGGACGGAGAGGAGCUCCAGGGCGAGACAGUCGAUAACUUUAAUUGGGGCGUGCGUCGGCGAUCUCUGGACAGCACCGAGCUGGGCGACUUGUUGGAAGAGAGCCAGCACUCAGGCAGCACCCCCAGUCUGGGUCACGAGGACCCCCACGAUUCAGACGAGUCCUCAGAGGAAGAGGAGUCUUCAACCAGCCAGAGCCUCUCUCACUCUCAGCUUACUAACCCUUCUCCAUCAGAGGAAACCAAUCACACUGAUUCUCUAUCUACGUCUUACGACACAUCUGCCGACCCACAAUCCUUCAUUGCCACCACACCGGGCCAGGGAGCGCUCCAUGAUGAUCACAGUGGCCUACAUACUGGGAGGGUGUGUGGAGAUGAUGAGGACACUCAGGCCCAGGACGACGACCUGUCACUGAGCGCCAACGAGCUCCCUCACGGCUCCGACUGCGGCGAGAGCUUCACCCUGGAGUUGCCGGGGCAACCUCAGGAUCAGCCAAGCAUUCUGGACCACAGACUCAACCCAGACUACUGCCAACCACCGCUGGACUUUCUUGACCCAAACUGCCUGCCCAGCUUACGUGAUGAUGUAGAUGACUUGGAAGACCUUGGUUUUCCUCCUCCCCCCUCUCCAUUUUUCUCCGCCAUCUUGGCAGCCUUCCAACCCACAGUGUGUGACGAUGCUGAGGAGGCAUGGCGUUGUCAUAUCAAUCAGCUUGUGAUUGACUCAGAUGGCUCUUGUGCAGUCCACACUUUUCAAGUCUUCUCAUCUCUCUUUAAGAACAUCCAGGGAAAAUUCUGCCUCCUGACAACUGAUGUUGCCACUUACCUCGGAGAGGGCUUAAGGGGCAUCGGAUCAAAGUUCCUCAGGUCCUCACAGAUGCUAACCACAUGCUCAGAUUGUCCCACAAUCUACAUCGAUGCUGACACGAUCAUGUCCUAUGGUCUCCUUGAAAAGAUGAAGUUCAGUGCGCUGGAGCUGCAGGAGUACCUAGAUACCUACAACACCAGAGAGGAGGCUGCUGUAUCGUGGCUGAGGAACUGUAAGGACACAUUUCCGAGGUGCCCCGGCGACAGCGUGGUGACCUGCCAGCCUGGAGACUCAGAGGAGAAGCAACUGGAGCUUUGUCAGAGGCUCUACAAGCUGCACUUCCAGCUUCUCCUACUCUUCCAGUCGUACUGCAUGCUCAUUGGUCAAGUUCAUGCCAUCAGCUCUGUGCCUGAGCUGCUGAACAUGUCUCGGGAGCUCACUGAUCUGAAGACCAGCCUGCAGGCAGCGGAGGCGGCUGUAGCCAGCGACCUAGAACUCAAACACUUGACCCACACUCACGCACACGCAACCCAGGUGGCGGCCAUGGUUGUGCCCAGCUUCCCAACCUCGGAGGCGGCUGUGCAGGCCAUACUGGAGUGCCUUAAGAACCACGAGUUCACAAAAGCCGUGCGCUACAUCCAGGAGUGCAGGAGGCAGUGGCCCACCGGCGUGUUUGGUGGCAGCUCAGAGAGCGAGGUCCAGACACUGCUCAAUGUCUACUUUCGCCACCAGACGCUGGGCCAGACCGGCACCAUCGCCCUGGUUGGUUCUCGCCAGGACCUCAGCCUGAUCUGCUCCAAGCUGCUGGAGCUCAACGGGGAGAUCCGCGACAUGAUCCGCCGCGCCCAGGGUUACCGGGUCGUCACAACCUACCUCCCCGACUCCAGUGCCUCCGGGACAAGUCUCUGACAGGAGCUCAGGAGCCCCCCACCCCCUCCUUCCCCGCCCUUGCCUCCCCCGUCGCUCCAACCGCUGACCCUUCCAAAACCAUCUCCACAUCCCUCACUGCCAUCUCAGCCUGCUCUUACAAAGGAGGCCCAGCACCCACAUACAUGGCCCCUGCCUCCUCCAGUGGGUCUGCUGCCCCAGCUGCACAGCUCCAGACAGCUACCUGCUUACCGCCCUGCCCAACCGCAGACCCAUAUUUAGACAGGGAUCCAAACCUUUCAACGCUCUCCUCAUCCUCAUCCACUUUAAACUCUGACACGUCUUUGCUUGAUUUUCCCAAACCCCCUGAUCUGUUCUCAUCACACAGCUGCUCAAACACACCAGGCCAACCGGAUUUUACACUGCCGCACACGCAAGAGCCAAGGAGGAGUUACCUCGAUGAGAACACUAACCUUUAUAAUCCCUUCAGAGGACAUUCAUCACACAGUUCUCCUCUGUUACAUUUACACAGCAGCAAACACCUGAUACCAUCUCUUACGUCUAACAUGCUCCUGACUGUAGCCUCAGAACCCACCUUGCUCACAUACUCUGACACACACACAUCACCCAUUCCCCCUCGGGGCUCGCAUCUUCCCCAUUUCCCCCGUUCUCCAUACAAACAUUCAAGCACAUCCCUGAUUCUAUCCCCGGGCUAUGACACGGUCUUAACCCACAGCCCUGCCCCGUCUUCAUCCCUCCUCCCUUCCCCACCUCCCCCUCCCUGUCCCACCGGCCCAGAAGAGGCUACAGCAUGGGGUUGUUGUUGCUCCCUCGGUGGCGCUACUUCGCCCUUAUCUCGCUACCUGGGGAAGGUGGGGCACGCUGCCCUGCCCCUAUUGAAAGUAGGGGGGCUCCUGAAUGCUGAACCGUCAGACGUCCAGACCUGAGACGUAACCUUACCAAGCCAGAGGACCUAAGGAGCUUUGACAUUUAUGAAUCCAAAUGCCUGAACUUGAGCAAAUGCUUAAAUCUGAAAAAGAUAAUGACUUCCUAGACAUACCCACUACAGAUGGCUGCCUGCUGAUAAAGAUGACCUGAUGUGAUCUAUCCGAACACUAGCUUCGCUUUACGGCCACAUGUAGUAAAAUCGAUGUCCUCUUGGUUUAAGCCCUGCUUGAUGGUAAUCUCUCAGCCUGUUAUCUGUUCUGCACAUGAGGACCUUGGAUUUCUAACUUGCUUCCCAGGGGAACUCCAGACCUGAUUGAACUUGAUUGACUGUUGCUGCCUCCUUCAGGAAGGACGUAGUUUGCUGGUAGUAUCACCAGAGACAGUGAGGAAACUACCCGUGACAUUACGUAACAUCACUGGUAGAGUUUUCGCUAUUGCACUAAAUGGAGUUUUGGUAUUAGUUUUUAAAUCAAAUGUUACAGAAAGGAGGUAAUGUUUUUGUUUGUUUUGUUACUGUGAGAGAAGAGCAUGUGACUUUCACUGAGAAGGAAAAGGCCAAAAGCUGGAUUUUCUUUUCUCUCCUGAUGUGUCUACUGUUUUGAGACCUCCUUUUGGAGGAAAUUGUGCAAUGCAUGACCCAGUUGAAUGCUUUCUACUGUACUAGUGUCCCUUUCAGCUCCCCUAACUGCUAAAAUUCACUGACUCCUAAAAGUCUGACCUCUCCAGACUGACUGAAAAGACUGAUCGACAAAGAGCGGAUGCAGAACAUUCAAGCGUAAUUCCUCAUGCUGCCCUUGCUCUGUUUAUAUUCUGUACCAGUGAAUCAGCUCGUCUCCCGACUACUGUUGUAAACAUUGGUAGACUAAUCAUGCCAUCAUCUGUGCACUCCUCUGUGGCUAGUGGUAUCAUCAUUAGCGAGUGUACACACUGUAUAUUUCUCACUGUAACACGUCGACCUUGUGUGUUCACAUGCCAAGAGGACGGUGCAUGUACUAUAUAAACUCAAAUAUUGUCUGUCUGUAUACUGAUACUAGUUAUGGGCAUACAACCGUUGUAGCAUAUGUUAGUGUGUGGUAUGUAGUUACCUUACACGUAAGGGAAAUGCUGACAUUCAGCACUCAUUGAUGUUCAAAACAAAACCUGUGCUACUACUGAAGUCGCAACGCUUCCUGUCGUCAGCCCUUUUGUGACUCCCCCUCGUUUCCACUCUAGAAGUUGUUUGCUGUACAAAUAUCUUUUUCCUAUUUAUAUCUGAUCAGCUAUAAAAUCAACACUCAUUUGACUUAGUUUUUAUAUUGAUGUUCUCUCAAAUCAAACUGCCAUGCAUGCAUCUUCUGUGUACUGUAUGGAGUGUUUGAAAUAUUUAUUAACAAAAUCAUAUUUUAUCUGAAAGAUGUGUUUGUUUGGUGUACAAAAGGGAGCUUUAAGCUCAUGCGGGUAUGUGUUUUCUUUUCCUUUGUGUGGGAGAAUGUUUGUGUGCAUGCCAAACAAGAAAUUGCACAUUUUUAAAGCUUUUUAGAUCAAGACUGUAGUUUCCCCCUCCUUGUAAAUACUUUUACAGCCUUUGUGAAGUUGUUUUGAGUUGAUACUCUGUACAAGUUAGUGUCAAAGUAAAAGACAUUAAAAUUA
Micropterus dolomieu (smallmouth bass) is the source of this 5604-nucleotide messenger RNA. It is a transcript of the gene fryb, whose product is annotated as furry homolog b (Drosophila). The record is from RefSeq and is a predicted model, not a curated record. Gene Ontology annotation, cellular component: cell cortex; site of polarized growth. Lineage: Eukaryota; Metazoa; Chordata; Actinopteri; Centrarchiformes; Centrarchidae. The transcript is spliced from 21 exons. Bases 1 to 3069 code for a protein of 1022 amino acids. Gene Ontology annotation, biological process: cell morphogenesis; neuron projection development.